AUGUUGAUCAAAUGGUUGAUUAAGUGCACACGACAUGCAAAACGGAAAGGAACUCCGAAUUUCGCUUCCGAAGAAGAAACAGUUCCAGUGAAAACAUCCAAUCCACAUCCGAUCAAUAUGCCGACAACAUACGAGCCCAAUUUGUUGAUUUGUGCCACUUUUGGCACUAGCAACAAGGAUAAUCGGGUACGACGUCAUCAAACUGUCCGAGAAGAGACGACGCCACCCUUUCCAUCACCGUAUAUGAAACUGGGGAAGAACUGUUCUUUGGAACAUGCGACAGUAGAGGAGUUGGUGGGAAUGGUAUCUUCGUCAACACAAGAGGAAAUGAACAUCGAGUCUAAAGCCCGAAUCGGACAUUUGCGGAUGAGAGGAUGUGGUUCAACGUCAGCUUUGACUGUUUACUCUCCAACAUCAAGCUACGAAGAGGAAAACGUCGAAGCUUUCUAUGUGGACCUGUAG
Messenger RNA from Necator americanus (New World hookworm), 462 nucleotides. RefSeq lists its product as uncharacterized. The transcript has 2 exons. The coding region runs from base 1 to 462 and encodes 153 amino acids. NCBI's taxonomy places the organism in Eukaryota, Metazoa, Nematoda, Chromadorea, Rhabditida, Ancylostomatidae. The record is from RefSeq and is a predicted model, not a curated record.